AUGGCGAAGCCCGCGGCGCUGGUGGUGUUGCUCCUUGCAGUCGGUGCAGCAGCGUCUGCCGGCCCCCAGGUACCAGCCGGCAGGCACCUGGCCCAAGCAGAUGCCUACACAGUCUUCAACGAGCCGGCCGCGGCCGGGUCGGUCGCGUCGGGCGCGCCGUCUGUCAGCCUAAACGGCGUCGGCGCCGUCAGCAACAGCGCCACCACCGUGCCCGUAUUGGGCACCCUGGCGGCGCCGCUCCCUGGGGCGUCCUACGCGGCUGGCUACGCGCCGGCCAGCGUCGGCGGCGUGUCGGUGGCAUCCCCCACGGACGCAGCUUACGGCUACGCCCCCGCGGCCGCGCCGGCCGCCUACGGCUAUGCCCCUGCGGCCGCCUACGGCUACGCCCCCGCGCCCGCCUACGCGCCGGUGGCCGCCUACGCCCCGGCCGCCGCCUACGCCCCCGCAGCCGCGCCCGCCCUGCCGGCCUACGACCCCGUCGCCGCCGCCGCGGGCAUAGCCGUGCCGCCGGCCGCCGCCGCGGCGCCGGCGCCCACGCCCGCCAAGCCCGCUGCGCCGCCGCCGCCGCUGCCCGCCGGGAUGAUUUACCGCACACAGCUUAAGGAGCAGAUCCCUGCCAAUGCCUCGGCCCUGCCGAUAAUCAAGGUGCCCGAGGGCACCAAGGCAAAGCUGGCGUAUGUGUGUGACAUCAGCGGCAUCCUGUACAUCGCGGUCAACGUGACGAGGCUCAUCCAGUGCCCCACCGACAACCUGAUCAAUCUGGCCAAGUUUUCGGGCAUCAAGGGCGCCAAGUCCGUCACCUGCCCCGAGAACCGCCUGGCCUGCCCCGGGAACUUUGCCGUGAACAUCAUCGUGAAGCUGAACAACACCCUGGAGGAGUUCAAGGCGAUCGUGCCCAAGUGGCGCGCGAACGUGGCCGUCGCGGCCAGUGUCAACAUUGACAAGGUCGUGAUCACAGACGUGGACGUUCUCUACAAGGCCGCCGCAGCAACCGCGCCGACGGCCGCAAAGGCCGGGCCCGCGCCCGCCCCCGCCGCGGCGGCCGCAAAGGUGGCCCCGGCCAUCAAGCCCGAGUCCCGGCUCGCGCCCCUGCGCCGGCUGCUUCAGCAGGUCGCGGACACCGCGGCGGUGGUCCAAAGCACCGCCAAGGGGAGCGACGCGUCCAUAAUGGACACGGCCGCGGUGGUGGAGGAGGUAGAAAAGCCGAAGCCCAAGCUGAUCGUGAUCACCACCAUCCAGCCGCUGACCGAGAUGGAGGCGAUGAGCGUGUACGGCACUACCAAAUCGCCCUACUUUGACACCACCUUUGAUCAGGGCUCCGCCCGCAUGGGCAUGAGGUUCAUCGACGGCUACACCACAGAGCAGGCCAACUCCGCCGACGAGUUCGAGUUCCCGGACCCCAACGCCCCCACCCUCUCGAAGACGGGCAAGAAGAGCGCCAACGCGACCGACCUCGACGCAACAGAUCUCUCGGCCGUCGAGCUCACGCCCGAGGAGCUGGCGGCCAAGCAGGCCAAGCAGCAGGCUGACCUGGCGGCCCUCGCGGCGGCCAACGUGACCGCGCCGCUCAACGCGACUAACGGGACCAACGCGACGGCGCCGGCGCCUGGCAAGAGCGCGGCGGCGGCGCGCGCCGCGCCGGCGGGGGCGGGCGCGCUGGCGGCGGCGGCGCUGUGCGUGCUGGCGGCCUUGUUGUGA
Monoraphidium neglectum is the source of this 1698-nucleotide messenger RNA. RefSeq lists its product as hypothetical. The record is from RefSeq and is a predicted model, not a curated record. NCBI's taxonomy places the organism in Eukaryota, Viridiplantae, Chlorophyta, Chlorophyceae, Sphaeropleales, Selenastraceae. The transcript has 9 exons. The coding region runs from base 1 to 1698 and encodes 565 amino acids.